Molecule: messenger RNA, 2363 nt
Organism: Gopherus flavomarginatus (Mexican gopher tortoise)
Lineage: Eukaryota; Metazoa; Chordata; Testudines; Testudinidae
Gene: HAPLN2
Product: hyaluronan and proteoglycan link protein 2
Exons: 7
Coding region: 535-1563 (342 amino acids)
Biological process (GO): cell adhesion
Molecular function (GO): hyaluronic acid binding
Source: RefSeq, a predicted model, not a curated record
UCUGAUGCUGUCCAAAGAGCACAAAGGCUAGAUCUCCCCAAGCAAAACUCAUUCUCUGGUUCUUGGAUUUCCUCUCCCAGAGCAGGCAGGCCUCUCGCAGUCCCCGAUGCCAGCGGACGUGUCCGCUGGCCAUGGAAGGAGCCAGAAGCCGCCUCUGCCAAUGAACCCAACAGCACUGGAGCAGCAAGUUUGGUCUUUCCGUUCCUCUCCCACCCAACAAUGGGAUGUUUGUGACGGAGCCGGGACCGGGCUUUUGCGAGUGUGCGUCAUGCCAGAUGCAUAACAGGGUGCUGAGUCAGCCCUGUGCCAGCAGUCUGGCCCAGGCGGGUGUGCAGCAGCAGGUGGUGGAGGAGAGCUCUCAAAGGAUCGCUUUGUUGUUUCCCGGUCUGGUUUGGAGGGGUGCGGUGGGUUGGCGGAGGAUUUCCUGGUGAACGUAGAAGAUACAGGACCGAACCCGGAGCUGCACCUGUGUCAGAAGUGGCCGGCGACCCCCUGGGAGCUUGACCGAGCACGUUCCUGGCCCCACAUCUAAGUAUGCACCAGCUGCUGCUGCUGGCUUCACUCUGCCUCUCUUCUCUGCCAACUGCUUUAACUAUUUACCAGAAGGCAACUGGGGGUCCAGCCCCCACCCCACGUCUGCAGUACCUGCUGGAGCCCCUCUAUGAGGUGGUGCACGCCCAGCGCGGUGCCACAGUCACCCUGCCCUGCGUUCUGCGGGCGCGGCCCCCCCACUACAAGGUGAAAUGGAGCAAGGUGGAGCCGGCCGAGCUGCUGGAGAACAUCAUCCUGGUCACCAACGGGGCCCAGCACAAGACCUACGGGCAGCUGGGCGGGCGGGUCCGGCUAAGGCGCGGCCACCGCAACGACGCCUCCCUCACCAUCGCCGGGGUAGCGCUGGAGGACGAGGGGCGCUACCGCUGCCAGCUGGUCAACGGGCUGGAGGACGAGAGCCUGUCGCUGACACUGACGCUGGACGGUGUCGUCUUCCCCUACCAGACCAGCCAGGGGCGCUACAGAUUCAACUACUUUGAGGCUAAGAAGGCCUGUGAGGAGCAGGACGCCAGGCUCGCCACUUACCAGCAGCUCUACAGAGCGUGGACCGAAGGGCUGGACUGGUGUAACGCAGGCUGGAUUCUCGACGGGACUGUCCACUAUCCUAUUAUUAACCUCCGAGAGCCCUGCGGGGGGCGGCUUCUCCUUCCCGGAAUUCGGACCUAUGGGGCCAAGGACAAGCAGACGGAUCGGUUUGACGCAUUCUGCUUCACCUCUGCUGUGAGGGGCCAGGUCUAUUUCAUCCAGGGCCACCUGAGCUUCAAAGAGGCAGGGCAGGCUUGCCGCAACCAAGGGGCCACCAUCGCCAAGGUCGGGCAGCUCUACUCCGCCUGGAAGUUCUCCCAGCUGGACCGUUGCGACGGGGGCUGGCUGGCAGACGGCAGCGUCCGCUACCCCAUUACCACCCCUCGCACCCACUGCGGAGGCCUUCCGGACCCCGGCAUCCGGAGCUUCGGCUUCCCCAACAAGGAGCAGAGGACGUAUGGGACCUACUGCUUCACGGUGAAAUAGGGAUGGCGCGGGGUGAUGAUGGGACGCCGGGUAGGGGACGGCAGCUCUGUUCUUCGCUGGUUUCCAGCCACCCUGCCCCUGUCAAGGGUCAUGAGAUCCGUCUCCCAUGUGUGUUUCUCUUUUCCAGUGGGUCUCAGGCCGGUUUCCAGCAGCACACAACACUCGCUUGGCCCAUCCAUUCAUCGUUAGCCUUAGCAGAGAGACCAAGGACUGGAUGGGCCAUGGAGACCAGAAUGCUGUCUCAUGUCCAGAAGUGCCUCCUCCAGGAGCGCUGGCCGGAAGAGGCCGAUAGGCUGCUUGCCCUGUUCUGUGAACAGAGGAAUCUGUUCUCUGGAGCCAUGAAUCUGGCACAAAAUUCAACCCCUGGGCCGAGGGCCUGUGUGCUACUUAAGCACUGAUUUGAGGGCUUACGUGGUGCACAGGCUGGAUUCAGACCCUCUGCCCAGAGGUGACUUCUACCCUUUCAACACAGAGAACAAGUGAGAAUGGAAACACCAAAGCCCCCAACCUCAGAACUUCUCUUCUCAGGGCUUUUGCUCUCCUUGGUUUUGGGUUCCUGCUGUUUGUUAGCUGCCAUCUGGAGCAGGGGAUCAUCAGGAGAAGACAAAAUCCAUGAGACUCAGUAAGAAUCCAGUGUCCUGCUCCCGUGAGAUCACUGGACCCCUCAGAGGAAUAACAAGUAGCUGUAGAUUUUUUGGUUUAGUUUAAGGCUAAUGAAGAAGUGGCAUUUUGUAUCCAUUACUCACUUAUUUCCAACAGGGGAUGGGGUGCCCCUGGAGAUAGAAAGCUUCCUGACUCUC